AUGGCGGAAGUGACGAAUGAGAAUCUGCAGGUUCUCCUCACAAAACUCAUGACGGACCGCUACUGCUCAGGCGAGGCCAGCGAUCUCGACGCCUGCAUUCAAAACUUCGUCCCUCAGGCGACCGAUGGAAGUUGGGUGGACCAAAGUCUCCAGCGCCGCGGUCUCCGCCGCUGCCAGCCCUAUCAAGAAGUGGCCCGCCGCUGUUUGGAGGAUGAACGUCGACAUGCGGCGAUCUUCAAAGCAGCCGCGAAUGCCCCUGUUUGCCGUGAGGAACGCACAACUUUGCAGCGCUGCAGACAAACACGCGGUCGUGAUUGUGAACAGGAGGCGUUGGAGAUGUUGUACUGUGGAAUGGUGUAUCUUGUGCAGCGGCAGAAGGAGCGCCACGGGGCAGCAAUAUGA
Molecule: messenger RNA, 402 nt
Organism: Trypanosoma theileri
Lineage: Eukaryota; Euglenozoa; Kinetoplastea; Trypanosomatida; Trypanosomatidae
Exons: 1
Coding region: 1-402 (133 amino acids)
Source: RefSeq, a predicted model, not a curated record